Messenger RNA from Diuraphis noxia (Russian wheat aphid), 2244 nucleotides. RefSeq names its product Ionotropic receptor 8a (gene Ir8a). The record is from RefSeq and is a predicted model, not a curated record. Gene Ontology annotation, biological process: monoatomic ion transport. NCBI's taxonomy places the organism in Eukaryota, Metazoa, Arthropoda, Insecta, Hemiptera, Aphididae. Gene Ontology annotation, molecular function: signaling receptor activity; ligand-gated monoatomic ion channel activity. Gene Ontology annotation, cellular component: membrane.
AUGGCCUAUUUUCGAACUGACUUUUCCUACAUUCAAACGACAAUCCAAUUAAUUGAAUCAUAUGUCACAUGGUUGAAUAUUACUAAAGAAAUUACGUUCGUAUUCACUAACCAAGCAGAUGCAGAUCAAGCCGUUGACUAUUUAAUUUCGGGAAAAUCAUCUUUAAGAGCUAUUGUCUUAAAUCAACUAACAUCGAAUGAAAUUGCUCAAAUUAAGAAUACGAAAAUUGGUAUAAGACACGUAGCUCUAAUAGGAAAUAAUUUGGAUCAAUAUGUGCAGACAAUAAAUCAAGAGAAAUUAAUAAAACUGGAUGAAUCCUGGAUAAUUGUUACAAACGAUUCGACCAAGUUAAAACUUGAAUCGUCAGUAACACUCAUGAAGUUCGCGUCAUGGAGAAAUGGAUACACAAAUAAAAUGACGCGUGCUAGAACUUUAUUUAACUUCAUUUUCUACUUUUUAGACCGUGUACCACGGGAUCGUCCAAAACUUAGUUGCGACUUGAUUUCAGAUGUUUUAGUCUUAGAAAAACGAAAAAAAAUCGAAGAUAUACUCGACUCGUACAAAAAUAAAAAUGAAUUGCAUUACGACAUUGAUACCAACCUGAUGACGUACAACGAACAAGCGAUGAUACUCAGAGUCAGUCCGGAUGGUGAACCUAAUCAGUUGGGURCGUGGACCGUAAAUGAAGGUUUAGAAAUGAAAUCCAACGCUUCAACUCUAAUCAGCGGCCGCCGAUUCUUUAGAAUUGGAACCGCAAUGUCUAUUCCUUGGACGUUCAUGGACGGUGAGUGGAAAGGUUAUUGUAUUGAUCUAAUCGAAAAACUGUCCAAUGAAAUGAAUUUCAAAUACGAAUUAGUCGUUAAAGACAAAUUUGGUUCACUCGACCCAGUAACAAACCAGUGGAACGGGCUCAUCGGUGGACUUGUGGAAGGAGAAUUAGAUAUUGUUAUAGCUGCACUCACCAUGACAUCGGAACGGGAAGAAGUUAUAGAUUUCAUCGCCCCAUACUUUGAACAAACGGGAAUAUCAAUAGUGAUCAGGAAACCGUUCAGAAAGACUUCGCUGUUCAAGUUCAUGACCGUACUAAAACCCGAAGUUUGGCUUAGUAUCGUAGCUGCUCUGGCCAUGACUGCGGUCAUGAUCUGGAUACUAGACAAAUACUCGCCUUACAGUGCACAGAACAACAAAGCCAAAUACGAACAUGUGUGCAGGCAUUUCACACUCGUCGAGAGCUUUUGGUUCGCCUUGACGUCUUUUACGCCACAAGGAGGAGGAGAAACGCCAAAAGCGAUCAGCGGCCGCGUCUUGGUGGCCGCUUAUUGGGUUUUCGUCGUCCUCAUGUUGGCUACGUUCACUGCUAAUUUGGCAGCAUUUCUGACAGUGGAAAGGAUGCAGACGCCAGUGCAGUCCUUACAACAAUUAGCUCGACAGUCGAGGAUCAAUUAUUCGGUGGUUGACGGUAGCGACGCCCAUCAUUUCUUUCGCAACAUGAAAAUGGCAGAAGACAUUUUAUACAAUGUAUGGAAAGAGAUAGCAUUAAAUCAAACAAACAAUCGAAAAGAUUUUCGAGUUUGGGAUUAUCCGAUAAAAGAAGAAUUUGGACAAAUAUUAGCGGCAAUAGAAAGAACUGGAACCGUUCCGAACAGAUCUAUCGGAUAUCAAAUGGUAUUGGACAAUGAGCAAGGUGAAUUCGCUCUAAUUCACGAUUCGUCUGACAUUGAGUAUGAGGUUUAUAAUAACUGUAACCUGACCGAGGUAGGAGAAAUAUUUGCGGAAAGACCAUAUUCGAUAGCUGUCCAGCAAGGAAGCCUCAUACAAGAGGAAAUUAGUAGAAAGAUAUUGGAUUUACAAAAGGAUCGAUUUUUCGAACUAUUGAACGCCAAGUAUUGGAAUGCUUCCAAAGUGAACAUGUGUCCGAAUGCCGACGAUAGUGAAGGCAUCACAUUAGAGAGUUUAGGCGGUGUUUUCAUAGCUACAUUAGUUGGCUUGUUGAUAGCGUUGAUAACACUUGCUUUCGAAGUUGUCUAUUUUAAACACAAACGCGCCAAGGUAGCUGAAGUCGGUGUUGUUAAUAAUAUCAUUCACAAGGAUAAGCUGAUGUAUGGCCACGAGUUAUUCAUGACGUUAGGCAGGAAUUCAAAUUCAGAUGAACAAACACGUUGGGCAAAUAAGAUCAAACUAGAUUCAACUACUGGCCGUCUAAACAAUGCAUUAUUCUUUCGAAGGAACAAAUUUCAAAACUAG